Molecule: messenger RNA, 3064 nt
Organism: Salvelinus namaycush (lake trout)
Lineage: Eukaryota; Metazoa; Chordata; Actinopteri; Salmoniformes; Salmonidae
Product: zinc finger protein 271-like
Exons: 3
Coding region: 172-2457 (761 amino acids)
Biological process (GO): negative regulation of transcription by RNA polymerase II
Molecular function (GO): DNA-binding transcription repressor activity, RNA polymerase II-specific
Source: RefSeq, a predicted model, not a curated record
UUGAAGUACAUGUUUGAUUGCUCUGGUCUAGGGGCGCAUCAGUUGCAGCCUUGGGAUUCGAAUUUUCUCUCCGCAAGUCCCUAGUCAUUAUCUGAACACUACAACAAAGUAGUCUAACUGUACUGUACCCAACAAUAUUUCAUUCCAUACAAAGAAACAAUAGCUUCCACAAUGGAUCGGGACAAAUCCAGCCCGUCCCCCACCAACCUCCAGGAGUCCCCAGGUCAACCGCCUCUCCGUACUUUACUGCUGGUUCUGGUUGACUGCAGGAAAACACCGGAGCAGAGUGGAACUGAGAGAGGAGAAGAGGAUCAUGGAGAUGUGAUUUCAUUAAGGGACAUCCCUAAUCGUUGCUCUCUUAGAGGGAGGGGCUUAUCAUCUGGGGAGCCUCAACAACAUCAUGACGCUGACAAGAAAGAGAAGAGUCUCUCCAGAUCAGAACACCUCAAGAAACACCAGUAUAGAGGUAUAGGGAAGAAAUCUCACCACACCUGCUCUGACUGUGGGAAGAGUUUUGCUAAACAGAAGGAUUUGAUAAUUCAUGAACGGAUUCACACCGGAGAGAAAUCGUACCACUGCUCUCAGUUUGGGAAGAGUUUCGUUGCAUCUAAAACCUUCAAAUCUCAUCAGAGAAUUCAUACAGGGGAGAGGCCUUACCCCUGCUUUGAUUGUGGGAAAUACUUCAAUCAAUCAGGAGACCUGACUACACACCAGCUCGAAUACAAAGGAGAGAAAUCUUAUAGCUGUGAUCAGUGUGGGAAGAGCUUCAAUAAAUCAGGAGCCCUGACUACACACCAGCGCAUACACACUGGAGAGAAGCCUUAUAGCUGUGAUCAGUGUGGGAAGAGCUUCAGUCAUUCAGGAGCCCUGACCACACACAAACGCAUACACACAGGAGAGAAGCCUUAUGGCUGUGAUCAGUGUGGGAAGAGCUUCAAUCAAUCAGGAUCCCUGAUUUUACACCAACGCAUACACACAGGAGAGAAGCCUUAUAGCUGUAAUCAGUGUGGGAAGAGCUUCAAUCAUUCAGGACACCUGAUUAUACACCAACGCAUGCACACAGGAGAGAAGCCUUAUAGCUGUGAUCAGUGUGGGAAGAGCUUCAAUCAUUCAGGAGCCCUGACCACACACCAACGCAUACACACAGGAGAGAAGCCUUAUAGCUGUGAUCAGUGUGGGAAGAGCUUCAGUCGAUCAGGAGACCUGAUUACACACCAACGCAUACACACAGGAGAGAAGCCUUAUAGUUGUGAUCAGUGUGGGAAGAGCUUCAAUGGAUCAGGACACCUGAUUACACACCAACGCAUACACACAGGAGAGAAGCCUUAUAGUUGUGAUCAGUGUGGGAAGGGCUUCAAUCAAUUAGUACAUCUAACUACACACCAACGCAUACACACAGGAGAGAAGCCUUAUAGUUGUGAUCAGUGUGGGAAGGGCUUCAAUCAAUUAGUACAUCUAACUACACACCAACGCAUACACACAGGAGAGAAGCUUUAUACCUGUGAUCAGUGUGGGAAGAGCUUCAAUUAUUCAGGAUCACUGACUACACACCAGCGCAUACACACAGGAGAGAAGCCUUAUAGCUGUGAUCAGUGUAGGAAGAGCUUCAGUCGAUCGGGAGACCUGAUUACACACCAACGCAUACACACAGGAGAGAAGCCUUAUAGUUGUGAUCAGUGUGGGAAGAGCUUCAAUCGAUCAGGACACCUGAUUACACACCAACGCAUACACACAGGAGAGAAACCUUAUAGUUGUGAUCAGUGUGGGAAGAGCUUCAAUCGAUCAGGACACCUGAUUACACACCAACGCAUACACACAGGAGAGAAGCCUUAUAGUUGUGAUCAGUGUGGGAAGAGCUUCAAUCGAUCAGGACACCUGAUUACACACCAACGCAUACACACAGGAGAGAAGCCUUAUAGUUGUGAUCAGUGUGGGAAGAGCUUCAAUCGAUCAGGACACCUGAUUACACACCAACGCAUACACACAGGAGAGAAACCUUAUAGCUGUGAGCAUUGUGGCAAGAGCUUCAAUCAAUCAGGAUCCCUGACUAAACACCAACACAUACACACAGGAGAGAAGCCUUAUAGCUGUGAUCAUUGUGGGAAGAGCUUCAGUCGAACAGGAGACCUGACUAUACACCAACGCAUACACACAGGAGAGAAGCCUUAUAGCUGUGAUCAUUGUGGGAAGAGCUUCAGUCGAACAGGAGACCUGACUAAACACCAACGCAUACACACAGGAGAGAAGCCUUAUAGCUGUGAUCAGUGUGGGAAGAGUUUUGCUCUAGAUUUCACCUUGACUACACACCAGCGAAUCCACACGGGAGAGAAACCUUACUCCUGUCUAUGUGGAAAGAGCUUUGCUCAUUCAGGGUCACUGAAAAAACACAAGGAAGCACAAACAUGUUUUCUUUUAUCUCCCUCCUCUCCGGCACCGGUUCCAGAUCCCUCAAUAUAGUUUCAAUAGAAAACAAAGAGUCAUCCAUCUCCCAUUCUCUAACAGUUUACUAAGUUUGAUUACCAUGGUAACCUGUGUAGAUAAUAUGCAGCUCUGGAUCCAUAUGUAUCAAUUGUCUUGGAGUGGUGUGUGUGGAGUGGGGUGUUCAGAGCUGUAUCUUAUUUCAGUAACUCCUGUAAUCCAUUAAAUAAUGUAGAAUGAUGUUUCAAAAAUAGUAGGUUCAUAUUAAUGUGUGAGAGAAAUGUUGUCUGAAGAGAGAGCCUUGAAUUGUACAUCUUUCCUCAUACAGUCAUUGGUUCCUGUUGGUGCUGGGUAGAGAUGUGAGGGGGGUCAUUACCCCCUCAGACCUUUUGUCAGAAGGCCCAGAACAUGUUCUAUAAUUUAAGAUAGGAGACGGUGCCAGUCACAUGCAUUAACCAAUCGUUAAUGAUGAAUUAAUUAUGAAAAAUGUAAAUCAUGCAAAUAUAACUUGUCUGUGUAAGCAGUAUAUAAGAGAACUAACGGGACUGCCCCGAAAGAGCUCCUGACCGACGUGUACUGUGGUGCAUUAAGUUUGUUGGAUCCUCUCCAGCUUGCUGAUAAUAAAGAAUGAUUCAUUUAAGUUUGA